UCCUCCUCCUCCUCAACAACACACAGCGGCUGUCGAUGUUGUUGAUGUCAUGUGCUCGCCUCGGGCAGCCGCUGUGUGUUGCUGAGUGCUGUGCUGUUGUCUGUUUGCUGUUGAUGUAUGAUUCGAUCCAGUAGUAGUUAGCAAGUAAUCCGGUAUGCUGUUGAUGAAAUAAACAUGUACCUGUGUGUGCGUGUUGAUUUCUCCCCUGCAUAUAUCCCCAAUGGCUGUUGAUGUACGAUCCAUGAAGCUCUGCUAAUGAAUUAGCUACUAGUGGAUCCUAGGAAGAAAGAAAAUUGUUGCACAGAAUGCCCAAGUGUAGUUAUAAAACUGUUGCAAACGAUGCUCACAGCAGCUCAAGAACAAGUGAAAUUCACCUAGGCCAACCAAUUCCAUAUUUAGGUAUUUGCCGGGUUAAGUAUUUGGUCCCCAAAUUUUCACGCGUUAUGGUGGCGAGCUAAAACCAUCGUAAGCGAAUUAUUGCCAAAUUGGUAGAAAAGGAAACAGUAGUACUAAAAGAAAAAUCACAGAAAGAGUUUAUGCCUGGUUGGACCAAGUGGUUUCUGAUCAUGCAUCUUGAUGCAGGUGCAAGCAGGAGGCGAACGUAAGCGUAUGUUGGUGUGUAGAGGUGAUCAUUUUUGGCUUCUCAAGCAACCUGCAAGCACGCAUCACACUAUUUCAGUGAAUGUAUGUGCAAGCAUCCUAAGAAUACGUCCAACUGUGCAAAGGUUGUUGUGUGAACAUUGGUCACUCUACUCUUAUCUAGGCUGGGUCGGCAAUAUAUUGAAUACAAAUCAAAUAUUGAUCUUCAUGUGUUUGCAGGCAUAUUUUAAUUAUGAUGAUUAGCAAAUGAUUCCUGCAGUUGUUUUGUUUCGAAUGCGAUUCUUGGAUAGAGAUUGAACUCGUACUCCAAACGAAUGUAUGCUGGGUCUGGUCGAACUGCAACAUCUGCCUAAUUUAUUUUCACAUUAAACACAAUUCAGCAUUAUAAUACGAUGUAUUAUGCUCAUAAAACAUGUAGAUUCUAAAUUACAAUGACUUAUGGCUGGUUAGAUAUCCUACAAAAAAUAACUCAAUGUUCAAUUUGAAUUCGGAAAAGCAUAGAGAGAUGCUCCAAACAAGAAAAUUUAGAAAAUAUUCAAAUUUAUGUUCUAUUGUCGGAUUUUAGCACAAAUUAUUAUUCUCUGUUCAUGUUUGUGAAAAUUUUAUUUGCAGUCUGCAGGAUUUGGACACUUCUUACUAUUUAUUCCUGCACCUACCUAUUGGUUACUCUAUCAUACUAGAUAUCUUUGUGUUUCAAGAGCUUGUAUUUGAAUUUCUGAAGGGCUUGUUUUUCCCCCACGCUAGAGGAGUAUAUAUUGGCGUAUUUGGGACUCAACUAACUUUAAUCCCGUAGGAACUGAUUCUUUUUCAAUGCAACAAAAAGAGGUUGGAAACCUUGCAUAAGCCGUCAGGUCAGAAGUAACAAGAAAAACAAAAUGAAACCAGUUUCCUCUCCUCCAUUUAGUACUAGUACUAGUCCGACUACUAGUACUCCACUCCCAACUGCUCACUCUACCUCCCACCUCAGCUUGUACGUAAGUGUGGGCAGAAUCAAAGUAUUGCCAAACUCUAAACUCAGCGUUGAAAGUGGUGUUGGUGGAUUGAUAAGUUGUUGUAUCUAAUGGCAUACAUGCCUUCCUGCGGCACCUUCCAUGCACCUUUAGUGUCUUCUUGCCUGAGGAGGAAAUUCACAGUGGUGGCCACGGCUUCCAAGGCCAAGGUUGGAACUCCCGAAAAGGCCCCCACUCGAGUCCGAUUCGCACAACCAUUCCCACCUCAGAAGAAGGAAGUUUUCGAUUCACUGGAGCGCUGGGCAGAGGACAACAUCCUGGUCCUGUUGAAGCCAGUAGAGAAAUCCUGGCAGCCGCAGGACUACCUGCCAGACCCUUCCUCGGAUGGAUUCUAUGAUGAAGUCAAGGAGUUGAGGGAACGGGCCAAGGAGAUCCCGGAUGACUACUUGGUCUGUCUGGUUGGAGACAUGGUCACUGAGGAAGCACUCCCUACUUACCAGACAAUGCUCAAUAUCCUCGAUGGCAGUGUCGGCGAUGAUACCGGCACCAGUCCAGCAAGCUGGGCUGUCUGGACGAGGGCAUGGACGGCCGAGGAGAACAGGCAUGGUGAUCUCAUGAACAAGUACAUGUACCUCGCUGGGAGGGUUGAUAUGAGGCAGAUUGAGAAGACCAUACAGUAUCUCCUUGGUGCUGGAAUGGAUCCAAAAACCGAGGGUAACCCAUAUCAGGGUUACAUCUACACAUCUUUCCAAGAGAGGGCAACCUUCAUAUCCCACGGCAACACUGCGAGGCACGCCAGGAAGUACGGGGACCUGAAGCUGGCUCAGAUAUGUGGCACCAUCGCGGCCGACGAGAAGCGCCAUGAGACGGCCUACACCAAGAUUGUGGAGAAGCUCUUCGAGGUCGACCCCGACUACACCGUGCUGGCAUUCGCCGCCAUGAUGAGGAAGAAGGUCACGAUGCCCGCCCACUUGAUGUACGACGGGCAGGAUGACAACCUGUUUGAGCACUUCAGCGCGGUGGCUCAACGGCUGGGCAUCUACACCGCCAUGGACUACGCCGACAUCCUCGACUUUCUGGUGCAGAGGUGGAACGUCGCCAACCUCACUGGGCUGUCUGGGGAAGGGAGGCGGGCUCAGGAUUUCCUCUGCUCACUGGGACCAAGGUUCAGGAAGCUGGAGGAGCGAGCUCAGGGCAGGGCAAAGCAGUUACCGGUUGUUCCUUUCAGCUGGAUCCAUGGUCGGCAAGUGCAACUUUGAGUGACAUUGCAAAACAAUUAUAAGACGAAUUGUUCUUCUUAUUUUCAAAAUAUGAAGCAACUGUUGACUUGUACUACUAUAAACAUAUCUACUCUGCAUGUGCCAAAGAAGCCUAAAAUAACAUAAUUAUAUCAUGAACACAUC
This is a messenger RNA of Aegilops tauschii subsp. strangulata, 2953 nucleotides long. NCBI's taxonomy places the organism in Eukaryota, Viridiplantae, Streptophyta, Magnoliopsida, Poales, Poaceae. The record is from RefSeq and is a predicted model, not a curated record.